Molecule: messenger RNA, 955 nt
Organism: Alternaria rosae
Lineage: Eukaryota; Fungi; Ascomycota; Dothideomycetes; Pleosporales; Pleosporaceae
Exons: 1
Coding region: 70-840 (256 amino acids)
Source: RefSeq, a predicted model, not a curated record
UUGAUCAAACGAGCAAUCUUAACCGCUGCCAAGAGAAACAACCCCGUUCAAGGUACUGUUUAGGUGCGCAUGUGGCUACCGCAUCAGGAAAGAGAAUGUCGAGACAUGUCACCGAAAUCUGUUGAUUCCUGGUACACUUGGUGCUUGGAAUGCUCGAACUCAGCAAGUAAAACAUACAGGUACCCGUGCUCUUGCCUGAUGCAUUCUUCUACUUCCCCGUCAAAAAGACACUUGGUACAAGAAAUGCACUACAUCAAUCAGGCAACUUCCAAACAAUCAUCGAUUCCCGCUGUGCAACGGUGCCCUUCUCCCCUUCUAGCCCAUGACCCAAAUCUAACUACGUCGGGCAACUUCCCAACCUCUAUCAAUUACCGUGGCAGCAGAAUGGCAGUUCGUACAACUCUAGCGGGGUCGUUAUACCCUGCAAGCUCACCACCCGAAACCCCCACGUUAGGCAAGAUCACAAAAAACCGUCGAUUACAGCGAGGAUCCGGUGCCCCUCGGUGCCCCUCGCGCCCUUGGCCGCACCAGCCAACAUACCCUCUUCGGCAACUUUUGGCACAACCAUCGAUCGCAGCUGCCCUUUCGUGCCCUUUCCACGCGACAACUAGCACUCCAACCAAUAACCGUUGCACGCCGUCGUGCCCUCUGUGCCCCUUGGUGCAGGCCACCGGAACCCUCAAAUUACCCUAUACAGUAACUUCUAACCCAACCAUCGAUGCCUGCGGAGCACGUACAUGUGCAUAUGUCUCUUUCAAGACACCACCGCAGGAAAUACACGUUGUAGCGUCGUACGUCCAGGCGGUGAGGUGGUUCACGAGACCCUUGAAUGGAGGCUGAAUGACGUCGUUUGCUCCGCGUGCGCAUGCAGCUUAUCGAGCACUUGUCACCAAUGGGACCCGACAUGUCCGUGUUUGCAUCUACGCCCACCGCUUCCACGAUAUACACAAACUUC